Sphaeroforma arctica JP610 is the source of this 1512-nucleotide messenger RNA. RefSeq lists its product as hypothetical. Gene Ontology annotation, molecular function: single-stranded DNA binding; structural constituent of nuclear pore; phospholipid binding. The record is from RefSeq and is a predicted model, not a curated record. Gene Ontology annotation, biological process: NLS-bearing protein import into nucleus; nuclear pore organization; regulation of DNA-templated transcription. The transcript is spliced from 6 exons. Bases 134 to 1432 code for a protein of 432 amino acids. Lineage: Eukaryota; Ichthyosporea; Ichthyophonida. Gene Ontology annotation, cellular component: nuclear membrane; nuclear pore central transport channel; nuclear pore nuclear basket.
GAAGAUUUUCGAUAUUCAUUCAACAAAACAUGAUAUAACCUCGUCGAUCCUAUCUUUGCAUUCACUAUUUAUAACCGACCGUAGACACAAAGCGACUGAGAUGAUUUCGGAUUGAAAAUCUCAUUCGCAAACUAUGAGUGGGACUUCCGAAAACAAUAACGUACAAAGACUCACUAUGAGUGAGACUUCCGAAAACAAUAGCGUACAAAAGCUCUGCACACACAGGAAAGAUCAUGUGCCUGCUAACGUAAACGUAUCUAUAUUCGAUUUGAUAAAGAUUGAGGGCGAAACAGACAAUCACGCUAGCACAAUACAAAAAGCGGACAAUUGCCAGACAAUUUCGGAAGGUACGUUGAUAAAGCCAGUGGCUCGUAUUGCGAAUAGCCCUAUGGGUAACAUAGAUCCGGAAGAUAAAACCACAGGCGUUUUGGAGCCUUUAAUUACCUUUCAAAGAGUAUAUAGAACAAAAACUAUAACCGAGAAAGAUUACUUACGGCUGUCGUACUGGGUGUCUGGUAUCGGCUUCAGCGUAACAACUGUAUGGUUCGUUGCAACCUAUGUAGCCUGCGGAAUCUUGAUAGAGCAUCAAUCCCUGAAGCCAUCUGAAUUUUCACCUGGGGUUUUGCCCAUUUUCCAGUUAAUCAAUAUUGGUUCCACUGCUUUACUAACCAUAGUGCUCUCGGGGUUAUGUUUGUGGAAAGCGCAGUACUCACUGGUGAAAACUCGAGGAAAACGGAACUCAGCAGGCCUUUCGCAUGAGGAAGAGAGGAGUUAUGAAUAUGGCGGGAACGUCAAUGACUACACAGACCUCGGAUAUAGCAAUAAAGCGCCAGCAACAGGACAGCCAAAGAAGAAGCCGCUACCGUCAACGUCCAUGUACGAUAAGAACCGUUCAGACUCAUCCAGUCUGUAUGACUCGCUCAAUAGAUCAGGUGCGUCCCGUACGCUGAGCAGUGAUUCGUUUGCACAUCCGCGCGACGGCUCAGUGACUGAUAAAGAGGCGCAGAAACGGGCUGAGUACGAUCGCACCAUAACCGUAUACGGCUUUGGCCCAGAGAAGAUAGCCACAGUACUCACCUACUUAGAAUAUAGUGGGAAGGUAGAGGAAUCCUGGUCGACAGACGAUCUGAAAAACGGCAUACAUGUGCGUUUCGAUACGGAAACCAGUGCACGCCGAGCUCUGGGGAAAAAGGGGGUGAUGGUCGAUAGCGAAACUAUGAUAGGAGUCUGCCCCUACGAUCCAUCACGGCAUCAAAGUCAGCGCAAAGCAAAAGUAGCAACCGGAAAUGUGGGUGUCGACAGGUUCGAUCUCCAUGCACUGGAUUACGCCGACAGAGCAAGAGACGAAUACCGCAUCAACCCCAAAUACACAGACACGGGCCGAUGUUGGGGUUAUAUUAACUCAAUAUUGGACUGGAUGUUUGGCUUUUGAGCAUUUACAACAACCCUUUGUAGAAAUCUUCAAUAAAGUACGCCUGUGAUUGAGGAAAUCCACGAGCAGAUCUAUCAUCG